Messenger RNA from Thunnus maccoyii (southern bluefin tuna), 951 nucleotides. RefSeq names its product heat shock protein 30-like. The record is from RefSeq and is a predicted model, not a curated record. NCBI's taxonomy places the organism in Eukaryota, Metazoa, Chordata, Actinopteri, Scombriformes, Scombridae. Gene Ontology annotation, biological process: protein refolding; response to heat. Bases 64 to 750 code for a protein of 228 amino acids. Gene Ontology annotation, molecular function: protein folding chaperone. The transcript has a single exon.
ACAAUCUCACUGCUGAGACAGAAAGCAACACAACCAACACAGAAGACAACAGACACUUUAACAAUGUUUCAUCUCGCAACAAGAGGACUCACCACUAAAAACACAGUGAAGAUGCUGUGCUCUCAUGGAUUCCAGUCUGCCCUCAGUCCAUACAGGCAAUUCUACUGGCCUGUACGCAGUCUGUGGCCAGAGGUAAAACCUCUGAUCUAUCAGGACGAUCUACUGCAGAGAAACCUCCAGGAGAUGCACAGAAGUCUGGAACUGAUGCAUAAACUUCAAUACAAGAUCCUGGAGGAGAUGGAGCCUUUUCAAACCAGUGUGGCUACACAACCAGUCUCCUACCAGCUGGAGAAGAAGGGAGAGCACUUUGUCCUCACCCUGGACACUCAAGGCUUUUCCCCAGAGGAGCUGUCUGUCAAACAGGUGGGAAACAAGCUGAGAGUCAGCGGGAAGACUGAGAAGAAGCAGGAGGACGGGAAAGGCUCCUACUCUUACAGACGCCGGGAGUUCAGACAGGAGUUUGAUCUGCCUAAAGGGCUGAAUCCUGAGACCAUCAGCUGCUACCUGGCUCCAGACGGGAAGCUCCACAUCCAGGCAGCCAAAGCUCUGUGUGUUGAGGAGGCUGAGAGAGAGCUGACUAUCAAGAGGAGCUUGGAGGAGAAAACACAGCAGAGUCCGAGUUCACAGCCAGAAGACAGCAGCACAGAGACAGACAACAGCACACAGGACAAACCUAAAGACAUGCACUGAUCUAUAUAUGAUGUGCCAAUGUGUGGUUUUUAUAAAUGUUGUGAUUGAUGAUCAUAUCUAUUUUUAUAACUGGGUAUGAUCAAUAAAUGUAAAAAGAACAAAUUUUCUGAUUAUAUAAAGACAGAGGAGCAAAAUAUGAAAAACAUGAUUUCACUCCUUCUGAAGAUUAAAAUGAUGAAAAUCAAUAAAAAUGACUCUUCA